GGCGUGGCCGCGUCGAGGGCAGGGACUGCUGCGAAGUGAGUCGCGUCCUGAGGUGGGACGGCUGCCGAACCGGACCGCGCCAGGUUGACCCCCCCCCCCACUCCUGCCGCCUCGGGGUGUAGCCGUUAACGUUCGUGUUGCUGCUGCCGCCGCCGCCGCCAACGUUGUCAUGCCUCUCUUCGCCGCCAACCCCUUCGAGCAGGAUGUGGAAAAGGCUACAAAUGAGUGCAACACUGUUGAAGAUUGGGCAGUUAUUAUGGAUAUUUGUGACAAGGUUGGAAGCACUCCUAAUGGAGCAAAAGACUGCCUCAAAGCCAUUUUAAAGAGAGUAAAUCAUAAAGUACCCCAUGUUGCACUGCAGGCACUAACUCUGUUGGGAGCCUGUGUAUCAAAUUGUGGAAAAAUUUUUCACUUAGAAAUCUGCUCACGUGACUUUGCCAGUGAAGUGCGUGUCAUAAUAAACAAGGCACACCCUAAAGUAUGUGACAAAUUAAAAGCUUUAAUGGUAGAAUGGUCAGAAGAAUUUCAGAAGGACCCCCAGUUCAGCUUAAUAUCAGCCACCAUUAAAUCUCUUAAGGAAGAAGGGGUUGUGUUUCCUACAGCUGGGACACAGAGUCCCUCAGCUGCUGCCAAGAAUGGUGCAUCAUCAGGCAAAAACAAAGAAGAAGAAGAUAUAGCUAAAGCUAUUGAAUUAUCUUUGCAAGAACAGAAGCAGCAGCAGCAAACCGAGACAAAAUCUUUAUACCCAUCUGUAGACGUUCAGCAUAGCCAUCAAAAGCUCUCAAGAAAAGUGCGAGCCUUGUAUGAUUUUGAGGCAGUCGAGGAUAAUGAACUUACCUUUAAGAGUGGCGAUAUUAUUGUUGUUUUGGAUGACAGUGAUGCCAAUUGGUGGAAAGGAGAACAUCACAGAGGAAUAGGAUUAUUCCCUUCUAACUUUGUGACCCCUAAUUUAAAUGAUGAGCCUGAGACAGUGCCUAUAGACAAGGAUGCUUCUGAAGACACUACUGAAAUUACAAAACCUGAGCCAGAGCCAGUGUACAUAGAUGAGAAUAAGAUGGAUAAGACACUGCAGUUACUUCAGAGCAUAGAUCCAACAGAUCCUAAAUCUGAUUCUCCUGAACUUCUGGAUUUAGAAGAUGUCUGUCAACAGAUGAGUCCCAUGAUAGAUGAAAAGCUAGAAGAAAUUGAUAGGAAACAUUCAGAAUUGUCCGAACUAAAUGUGAAAGUGAUGGAAGCUUUGGAACUCUACAAUAAAUUAAUGAAUGAAGCUCCUAUGUAUUCUACAUACUCAAAGAUACAAACGGCACAGUAUGCACCCACGGCAGCCAAUGUUCCAGUGCAGUCAUAUCCCAUCCAUCCUCACAGUGGGAAUUAUGUGGUCCAUGGUAUGCCUCAAAGCUACAAUCCAGGAAACGAUCAGAUUGGUCCACUGAGGUCUUUGCCUCCAACCGUGAAUUCCUCAGUAUCAUCUCAGCCCGCUCCGACCUACAUGAGCCCUGGUCUAGAUUCUGUGUCAGGUUCUACUUACAUGAACCAGAAUUCUUGCCUCCCGCCCGCUGGUCCCGUUUCUUAUGCCCAGCCGAUGGGCAUGCCGGUGGAUAUGCUAGCCUACCAGAACACUGCAUCCAGUUUGCCUCAAGGUCUGUGCUAUCCAGCAGUUCCCACUCAUUCACUUCCACAGCAGCAAACAAAUUAUCACCAGCAGCCUCUCCUGUGAAAAUGCAGAGUUGGAACCUGGGAACCAUUUUGGAUGUUGCUGACCCGUAAUCUUUUAAAUUGUCCUUCCAUUGAUUUAAAAAGAUACUUCUGCUGAAGGGAACAGACAACUAAGCAAUUUCAAAGUAAAUGUUAAUUCAGGCUUAACUGUUUUUCUGCAUAGCUGUUUAAACUAGGUGAGCUGCGGUUGUGUUU
Messenger RNA from Notechis scutatus (mainland tiger snake), 1911 nucleotides. NCBI's taxonomy places the organism in Eukaryota, Metazoa, Chordata, Lepidosauria, Squamata, Elapidae. The record is from RefSeq and is a predicted model, not a curated record.